Nicotiana attenuata is the source of this 3651-nucleotide messenger RNA. Its product is annotated as probable polygalacturonase. Gene Ontology annotation, molecular function: polygalacturonase activity. The coding region runs from base 1685 to 3106 and encodes 473 amino acids. NCBI's taxonomy places the organism in Eukaryota, Viridiplantae, Streptophyta, Magnoliopsida, Solanales, Solanaceae. The record is from RefSeq and is a predicted model, not a curated record. The transcript is spliced from 6 exons. Gene Ontology annotation, biological process: carbohydrate metabolic process.
UGUAUCAAGUAUUUUUUUAGGUAGAUGUAUCAUAUACAAGUAACAUACGAUUUUGAUACAAUGGUGACACAAUUCUAAAACAAUUGUGAUACAUUUGUCAUACAAUUAUCAUACAAUUCCUGAAACUUCGUUUUGUUUGAGUUUCAAUCUGAAAUUUUACCUAAACCCAACUUUAAACUUAACCAAUUUCCCUCAAAUUUGAGAUAUAAACUACAAGAUUCUCCAUCAUUUGCAAGAACACCCAAUCCAAAUAAAUCACAAAUUCGUAAAUCCCGAAUAUUGAAUUCAAUGUUUCGAAUUUUGUUAAUGGAUAUCAAUGGAGAAUCCUUUGCUGCUGCAAUUUUAGAGACAAGAUUUUUGCCAUUUUCGUCUGCAUUGUGAGAGAAGUACCGCUUUUGGGUGAUAAGUAUGAGGGAGAGAGAAUGGGGUGUGAAAUCUUUUGAAAAAUAAAUGAAAUUCGAAUUUUUAGGAGGACGAUUGGUAAAGGAGAAUGAGAUGCUAAAUUUAAGGAAUCUUCUAUUUUCUUCUUUUUUUAUGAUUUUGUACGUAAAUGGUAAAUAUUAGAUAUAGAAUGUAGUUAAGUACCAACCUAAAUAAAGUGGUAAAUAAGUUUCUAUUAUAACAUAGCUAGGUAAAUUUCACCAAUGAAAACUUUAGAAAAGGCCAGUGUAUAGAACACCAAAAUCCAUGGAAGCCCAUAUUAAUUUGAAGCCUGGUAGAUGCUCUUGCCAAAUGGGCACCAUCAAUGUGUGAUAGAUAGCGGUACAAUAGCAAAAUUAGAAAUUUCACUGAUAAUGUUCAAGUUUUAAUAUUUAUGUAUAACAAGUGGAGUAACUUUUAAGUUAUAUACGCACUAUAUAGAUUUUCUUAUAAAUAAAGUAUAAUCAUACAAUGAAGGGUGUUCGACUAACUACCCUUCGGUAUAUGUGGUUCCAUCAUAAGUUUGGGAUUUUAUUAUAUUUUUCUUUUGGGGAGGUUUGCUUCUUUGACUUAAUGAAUUUUCGAAAAAAUACUCCACAUAAAGAAGAGAUUUCUCAUGCAGUUGGCCUCAUGACCGCUUAGAACUUACUGAACAUUGACAACAAUAACAAUAACAAAUUCAAUAUAAUCCUACACAUGGAAUAUUGGGUACACAGAAAUUAUCCCUACCUUACAAAGAUAGAGAGGUUGUUUCAUAUGGCGCAUAAAACUCUUUCACCAUACCCUACAUGUUACAGUGGGACCGGAUUUAUUUCUUCUUUUGUGAGAUUGAUUAAUGACCUUGGUUUUAAAAUUUUAUUACCUUUUCAGUACCGUUAUUUCUCUAAUAGAAGAAUACUUUGCAAAUGCAGUAGCAAGAGGAUUCUCUCCUUGGCCAAACUAAUAUAGGAGCACAUCAAAAUUCUUACCAAAUUUGCAUCGAUAAAAAAUUUAUUUCUUGGAAUUUAAAAUCCAAAAAAAUAAUAAUAACAGCUUCGAGUAGCAAAAGUUGCCAUAUUUAUUGGAAUCAAAUAAUAAACUUCCAUACGUGAAAAUCUCCCAAAAUGGUUGAGACCCUUUGUUCAUUUGGUUAAUUAUUAAAUUCUAAGACUGAUACAAUCUAAGACCAAAUGAAUUUGAUUUUAAAAUGGUAUUAUAAAAUACUACUACUAUAUAAGAGAAUCUUUAGAUCAUUCACUCAUUCAAAAGCUUUUUUUUCUCACCAAUGGAGUUUUAUCAAACAUUAAAAUGCAAUCAUUUGGCAAAAGUACUGGUCGUUUUGACAUGGGGAAUGCUAUGCCUUAGAGCAGCGGAAUGCAGUGAUGAUACUGCAGGAUCAGUGGACUAUGAAGCAAUAAACUGUAGAAAGCACACUGCAGUUUUGACAGAUUUUGGAGGCAAAGGAGAUGGAUAUACGUCAAACACAGAGGCUUUUAGAAGAGCAAUUAGUGAAUUGAGCAAAUUUGCAACAGAUGGGGGAGCACAGCUCAUUGUUCCUCCUGGGAAAUGGCUAACAGGCCCUUUCAAUCUCACUAGCAAUUUUACUCUUUAUAUACACCAGGAUGCUGUCAUUCUAGCUUCUCAGGAUGAGGCAGAGUGGGAUUUAAUUCCACCAUUGCCAUCUUAUGGAAGAGGAAGAGAUGCUGCAGGACCAAGGUUUAUAAGUCUCAUCUUCGGAACAAACUUGACUGAUGUAGUCAUUACAGGUGGAAAUGGGACGAUAGAUGGUCAGGGUCAACAGUGGUGGACUAAAUUUUGUCAAGGCCAAUUGAACUACACGCGACCUUACCUCAUUGAGAUCAUGUUCUCCGAUCAUGUCCAGAUUUCCAAUCUUACCUUGAUCAACUCUCCUUCGUGGAAUGUUCAUCCAGUUUACAGCAGUUUUGUGGUGAUCAAGGGAUUAACAAUCCUUGCACCAACUGAUUCACCAAACACAGAUGGGAUUGACCCAGAUUCUUGUUCAAACACCAGAAUUGAAGAUUGCUUCAUAGUCUCAGGGGACGAUUGUAUAGCAGUGAAAAGUGGUUGGGAUGAAUAUGGAAUAGCAUUUGGAAUGCCUACACAGCACCUAAUCAUAAGAAGACUUACCUGCAUAUCUCCUGAUAGUGCAGUCAUUGCUCUUGGAAGCGAAAUGUCCGGUGGCAUUCAAGAUGUUAGAGCUGAAAACAUUACAGCAAUCAGUUCUGAAUCAGGUGUUAGAAUCAAAACUGCUAUAGGAAGAGGGGCAUACGUUAAAGACGUGUUUGUGAAAGGAAUGACAUUGCAGACAAUGAAAUAUACCUUUUGGAUGACAGGCGAUUAUGGGUCUCAUCCUGAUGAUCAUUUUGAUCCAAAAGCACUUCCUGUCAUUCAGGGAAUUAAUUUUAGGGACGUUGUAUCUAAGAAUGUUACAAUAGCAGGGAAAUUAGUGGGGAUAAAAGAUGAUACCUUCAGCGGAAUUUGCAUUUCAAAUGUGAGCAUCGAGUUGUCAGAACAUGCUAAGAAACAACCAUGGAACUGCAGUGAUAUACAGGGGGUUUCUAGUCAAGUGAGUCCUCAGCCGUGUGCUCUGUUGCCUGAUCAGAAAAUUGAUUGUCCUUAUCCCAGUGAUAAAUUGCCUGUUGAUGAGAUUCAGUUCCAGACUUGUGCUGCAGCUACUUACUGUUGAGUAAAAGAUAGAGAGACAUCCAGCUAGUCUCUUGUUCUUGUUAUGCUUCAAAGUUUUGGAACCAUUUUGAUUUUUAAUUAAACAACAUUUGCUCCAGUACAUGUUUUCCAGUCUUCUGGUUAAAAUCAAGUUAUAGAUGUUACCUCAAAUGCUUCACUCUUGGACUUAGUGUCCUUGAGCAUACAUUGGCAAGUAAUCUUUGAAAGGACUAAAAGUAGCCAUAGUAGCUGUUGGGACAGCAAUUAGAUUAGCUCCUUGCAUCAGGUUUAUUAUAAUCUUCUAGAUACUAGCGGCAUAAAGCUGUAGCUUUUAAUUCACUAAUAUCCUUAUAUUUCCUGCCAUUUAUCAGUUGUCAGCCAUUGAUGUCUGUACCGCAAUUAGUCCCAUUUCAGAUCAUCUUUGUAGUUCAUACUUUAAUACAAAAUUGCUGGAAUUGUUAGGGGUACUGAAAUACCUUUGCAUCUCAUAAUUACAAACAUAUUCUGACGUGCACUGCUUAAUUCCACUUUUAGUUGACUGGCAUUAUACACAAAUAGCUGAUCUUA